This is a messenger RNA of Guyanagaster necrorhizus, 1874 nucleotides long. RefSeq lists its product as uncharacterized. NCBI's taxonomy places the organism in Eukaryota, Fungi, Basidiomycota, Agaricomycetes, Agaricales, Physalacriaceae. The coding region runs from base 33 to 1505 and encodes 490 amino acids. The record is from RefSeq and is a predicted model, not a curated record. The transcript is spliced from 3 exons.
GUUCAAAGAGCGACCACCAUCACGACGACGAAAUGUCGACUAUUGUCGAGCGACCUCCUUCUCUCCCUUUGCAGCAUGCACCAGUGGUUAUACCGCAACGACGACUUAGAGAGCCUGAUGUCGAGGUCAUCGAUGUUGACCUGUGGGAGGAUGCACCUUCGCGACCUGCUCAGCGCCGACGAACGUCUCCUGACUUCAUUUCCUUGCUUGAUGACAGCGACAUAGAGGAAAUAGGCCAUCCAGCGGCGUCCGGGAGCAACCACACGCGUCGAGGAACAGCCGCCAUGCGCCGGCUGUUCUCACCACCCCCACCGGAUCCUGAUAUUCAAGUCGUUCCUCCUGUUCCAUCUAUUCCUGCUCGCUUUUCCAUGUUCCCCAUGCGUCGCGAGCCUCCUCCGCAUCCAAUAGCCACUCCGGUAUUAGCCAGGCCCGACCCGUUCGAUUUCGAAGUCAAUCUCCACUCGCCAUCGACCCCGGCAACCGUCCAGAAUUCUUCGGACACAGGUCGCCCACAUCGUCUGCCCCGAAUCACUCUCGGAGGUGCUGUCAUGUCUACGGGACAAGCCCGGAGUGCGGAGGUACGGCGGGAACGUGAGCGGCGUCUGCAGGCACAGGCACAGGGUGGGAUACCGCGCAGGCGGGAUCCGCGAAGAAUACAAAUAGGGAAUGGUUACCUCGCGUUGGAUCAUGAUGCACAUGACGACAAUACUAUGCGUCACUUGAACUUCCUCCUCUUCCCUGCCGAGCUGCACGAUGAAUACGCAAUGGGGGAUUCAUAUUUCAGAACUCGUCGGAACUUGAUGACUCAUUCGCAACCGCCUGAGGUGGACUAUAAACCUCAAUAUACACAUCCUGGUCUGCCGGAGCCUGGUUUUACCUUUGACUUCGCCCCGCCAACAUCCGAAUCUUCUCCAUUCACGACGUCCAAGUCUAACCCGAUUGUCAUUGACGACGAUGAACCCAUUGCCAGCAGUUCUUCAGGUUCAGAUGCAGCACUGGCUUCUAUUUCCCCCCCCUCUUCGGGCCUCAACUUGCAAGCGACUCUUGUCUGUGCCAAUUGCAAUGAGGGUUUGUACCAAAGUGGCAGCGGAAGUGCGGAGGACCAGAGGAGGCGAAGAAUUUGGUCACUUAGAUGUGGACACCUGAUCGAUGGGAAGUGCAUUGACCGGCUUUCGGUGCCUCAGGUUCCACCUCAAGAUGUUUCUGAAUCAGGGAAAGGGAAGGAAAAGGCAAAAGAAGGUGCAGCGACGGCCAACGCUGCGGAGGAGACAAACACCAUCAGGUCAAGGUUGCGGUCCAGCCACAAGGCAAAUGCUGAGCUUUUACAACGAAUUAUACCUUCAAUACUCAAGCGGAAGGGCAAAGCCAAGUCAGAGGUCGAGGCGGAGCACCAGUGGACUUGCCCGGUAAUCGGAUGUGGGCGAGUGCAUACAAGUGUAAAAAUAGGUGGCAUUUGGGGACCUGAUAAGGUAAAAGGUGAAGGCAUCAUUGGUGUAUUUGUAUAGAGUGGUCUCGCGCCCUCGGAUUUGCUGGCCGUAAUAAAAGUUGGAUUUCGAUGGUUCACUGGAACGCUUGGUUGCAGUCGACGUUUCGAAUGGCACUUUCAACGGCGGUACUUUGAAUCAGACCUCUGAAGGAACCAUACUGAGCCAUAUUAUGUAGCUGGGCUUCUGAUUUGCCCCACUUGUCGAGCCUCAGCUAUCUGAAUCAUGCGGACACAACAGGUGCGAUACCUUAAACACAAACUGCAGGAGGCAAAGGCAUACAGACAUAUUCAAAGGUGGUACGGUAAUGUCAUUAGAGGAAAAACGAUCUACCUUUCCUUCUCCCAGAAAAGUGGUGGAAGGAGUGUCAUGCAGCCCAUCUCGACCUGA